UUGUGUUGACUCUCUGAUUCCGACGUGCUGCCGUCGUUAUACGUAGAGGCUUGUGCUGCCAAUAGACGUGGUGAGCAGAUCUGAGAUCGUGUGACGUGAAGCGGGCCGAUAGAUAAGCGAUAUCGAUUUUUCGGUUUAUUCUAUUCUUCCGUUGAAGGUUGAAAGUGUGCGAAAUUAGGCUGGAUGUAACACUUAUAGAAGACCAUACAAGACAAGUAGUGCGUUUCGAACGGAAGUGCUAGAUGUUGUUUUGAUUUUGGAACGUUUGGAAAUUUUGCUUUCGAGUGUGUGUUGUUCUGAGGAAGUGAGUUGGCUGAUGCGAGGAAGCAUCUAGCAGCCAGCCGGAAGCUGAAGAGGCCGCCAACUACUUAUAUAUGCUAAAAUCAUCAGGAAUGACUGUAACUCCGGUACGAAUGGCGAUGACCAGCCCGACGGUUCCCAUGCAACAGAAGAGCACUUCGCGGAUCAGUAACUUCAGUGUGGCAUCGCUACUGGCGGACACCCGACCGAGAACACCGUCCAGCGUGACGGCUGCGACGGAGAUCCUGUUACCGGCUAACCUAUCCCAUGCGAGUAGUUCUCCCCGAUCGGCACACGAUAGUGGUUCCAUUAAGAAUGACCUGGAUCGGUCGGACACCCCGCACAGUCUGCUGGAAUCGGAUGAUUACGACUCCAAUCAGGAAGACUCGAUUGUAGACAUUGAGGAUAUCAACAAUGAUAACAGUAGUUCCGAUCCUGGACAUCCGGAUAAGGGUUCGCCGGCUCUGCUGCAACAAUCGGCGGCUCUGGCAGCCGCGGGCCAUGUUCCUAUCCGACCUACACCCUUCAGUGCCCUGGCAGCGGCAGCAGCAGCUUGGGGUGGCAUGAGUGGCGGAAUGCCCUGGCAGGCGGCCGCAGCACGACAGAUGGGUCCCUUCGGACCGCCCGGUCUAUUUCCCGGCCAGGGUUUCGGCACGGGACAGCUUGGUGGAGAUAACGAACCCCCCCGCAUCAAGUGCAACCUGCGGAAGCAUAAACCGAACCGAAAGCCCCGCACGCCGUUCACCACCCAGCAGCUCCUCUCGCUGGAGAAGAAGUUCCGCGAGAAGCAAUACCUCAGCAUAGCGGAGCGGGCCGAGUUCAGUUCGUCGCUGCGGCUCACCGAAACGCAGGUGAAAAUCUGGUUCCAGAACCGGCGGGCCAAGGCGAAACGGCUGCAGGAAGCCGAACUGGAAAAGAUCAAGAUGGCGGCCCUGGGGCGGGCGCCGGGCGCGCAGCUCUACAUGGGCUACUUCCACCCCAGUCUGAUGGGCGGAGCGAUGCACCUGGGCUGA
Molecule: messenger RNA, 1313 nt
Organism: Sabethes cyaneus
Lineage: Eukaryota; Metazoa; Arthropoda; Insecta; Diptera; Culicidae
Gene: Dr
Product: muscle segmentation homeobox
Exons: 2
Coding region: 375-1313 (312 amino acids)
Biological process (GO): regulation of transcription by RNA polymerase II; embryonic morphogenesis
Cellular component (GO): nucleus
Molecular function (GO): DNA-binding transcription factor activity, RNA polymerase II-specific; RNA polymerase II transcription regulatory region sequence-specific DNA binding
Source: RefSeq, a predicted model, not a curated record